AUCUCCAGUUCUUUCCUUCUUUCUUUCUUUCUUUCUUGUCUUUUUUUUUUGCACGAUCACGCGCGCGUUUGUUCGGUAAGGAGUCACGGAAUUCGCUGCGAUAUGAAGAACAAGCGAAGACGUUAAACUUUAAAGUGAAAAGUUGGAGAAUAAAAGCGCAAGAAAGAAAAAGAGAGAGAGAGAGAGAGAGACGCCGAGUUACUGUGGAGGACCGUUAUGUCCCGUUAGGAGAUUUAUUAACGCGCGAGCUGAAGAGAACUUUGGAGAUUUUAUUUCUUCUUCUCGAUAUUCUUCAGUUCUUUUUUUUUUCCGUCCAUCUUUUGAUGUGCAUGGGUCGGCGGUGAGCUCGCGCGCUCCGCGGGAUGGGAGCGAGCCAGGGCAAGCAGAGCGGGAGUGAAGGGAAGGGCAGUUCCAGCAUUUCCUCCGACCUGAGUUCAAGUACGGAUCAGACGUCGACCAAAGCUCAGAAGAAUGUGGCUACCAGUGAAGACUCGGACGUGAGCAUGCGCACUCUGAGUACGCCCAGUCCUGCUCUCAUCCUUCCUCUGUCUUCGCCUGCGCUCUUCAAUGGCUCCUCAUUGUCCUUCACUCCCGAGACUGCUGGUCUCACUUAUCCUCAGCGUGGCAUGUGCCAAUCCAAAGACCAUCAUCAGGGGGCGCCCAUCGACAUGCUGCCUGACCAUGCCUUUCUGCAGAUCUUCGCCCAUCUGCCCACCAACCAGCUGUGUCGUUGCGCCCGAGUAUGCCGCCGAUGGUAUAACCUGGCAUGGGACCCACGGCUCUGGAGGACAGUGCGUCUGACGGGUGAUGUAGCUCAUGUGGACCGGGCAUUGCGGGUGCUUACGCGUCGUCUAUGUCAGGAUACACCCAAUGUAUGUUUAACCGUGGAGAUGGUGGUGUUGAAUGGCUGUCGCAGACUGACUGACCGUGGCCUUUACACGGUGGCACAGUGCUGCCCCGAGCUGCGGCGCCUCGAUCUGGCCGGCUGCUACAACGUGUCCAACGAGGCUGUGUUUGAGGUCGUCUCACGAUGUCCUAAUCUGGAGCACCUGGAUGUCUCAGGAUGCUCGAAGGUGACGUGUAUCAGUCUGACGCGGGAAGCAUCCAUUAAACUCUCUCCUCUGCACGGCCAGCAAAUCUCCAUCCGCUACCUGGACAUGAGCGAUUGCUUUGCGCUGGAGGACGAGGGUCUGCACAUCAUCGCGGCUCACUGCACGCAGCUGACGCACCUGUACCUGCGACGCUGUGUGCGCCUGACCGAUGAGGGUCUACGCUUCCUCAUCAUCUACUGCCCGGCAGUGCGCGAGCUGAGCGUUAGUGACUGCCGCUUCGUCAGUGACUUCGGGCUGCGCGAGAUCGCCAAGCUGGAGGGCCACCUGCGCUACCUGAGCAUAGCUCACUGUGGCCGCAUCACCGAUGUAGGAGUGCGCUACAUCGCUAAGUACUGCUCCAGGCUACGCUAUCUGAAUGCCCGAGGCUGCGAAGGCCUCACGGACCACGGCAUCGAGCACCUGGCCAAGAGCUGUCCCAAGCUCAAGAGCCUGGACAUCGGGAAGUGCCCACUGGUGUCGGACGCCGGGCUGGAGGUACUCGCGCUCAACUGCUUCAAUCUGAAGCGCCUGAGCCUGAAGGCAUGCGAGAGCAUCACGGGCCGCGGGCUGCAGGUUGUGGCGGCCAACUGUUUCGACCUGCAACUGCUUAAUGUGCAGGACUGUGAUGUGUCGCUCGACGCGCUGCGCUUUGUCAAGCGCCACUGCAAGCGCUGCAUCAUCGAACACACCAACCCCGCCUUCUUCUGAAAGCGACAGUGAUACAGACAGCUCAAUGCACAAGAACAUGUCCGUUUGGCUGCAGCUAUGAUGACAAUCACAUAUGUAUAAUGCUAACAAGCUCUGUUUCUAUUCGAUGUUAGCAAUUCUAGCAUGUUUGGGUUGUACGUCGGUCGGUAAGGUCUGUAUACACUAAGAUAACACGACAGUUUACAUGACAGUGUAGUAAAAAUGGAUUUACAAAUAAGUGCCAAAGAUUAAUGAUGCCCCUUUUCCACCGAGGCAGUUUGAUGGCCGGUUUGGAGCCAAUGCGUAAUCGCGAACCUUUUUUUUUUUUGCAUUUCGACAGCCAAAGAACCGACUUUCGGUCAGGAAAACUGGUCCUAGAGCACCAUCAAGACUUCUGUUGUGGAAAGGCAAACUGCAGUAUCUGCAGAAUCACUGAAACUUCAUUAGCAGACAGUCAUUCAGAGCAACAUACAGUGUACCUCGAGUAGCCUAGGGUUAGUUGGGGUUAGGCACCUUGCUCAAGGGUAUUUCAGCCAUCCCUGUUAGUCCAGGGAAUUGAACCAGCAACCUUUCAGCCCCAGAGCUGCUUCUCUAACCAUUAGGCCAUGGCUUCCUGAAAUAUGCAGAUACUGCAGUUAGCCUUUGCUGGACUAGAACCAAGAACCACUUCUAUCAGGGGUUAAAACUAACUAGUCCAGUCGUCUGCCAUUGUUGUUGUGCUUGGCGCUCCCAUUGCUGAGAAAACAGUGGUAUACAGCGACGUAAUGACGUGGCUUUAAGGCCAAUUUAUGCUGACAACGCAGUCCUCGCAGAUGGCGUCUGCGUAGCCCCCCCCCUUCGCAGACGCUCUGCGCGCACCUCCCAAAAAUUGUGACCACCGCAGAGGCCUCGCAGACAGCGUCGCAGACAAGAGGGCUCUGAUUAGUCCACUCUACAUCCGCUGUACACGCACUUCCGCUUCCCUACUUUCCCGGUUUGGUUUGUUUUCACGACCGGCAUUUUUAAAAACACGAGCGAAGAUGGAGCAGCACGAAGAGCGGUUGAUCGAGGAAGUGAGGAAGUACGUACAUCUAUACGACUCCAGUUCUAGUCAUUAUAAGUAACCGGAGGAUAAACACUCCACUAACCACACCCACCAACUACUCCUAGCGACUUCACGCCCCCUUGCGUUGUGGCGGUGAAUAACAUCACGCACGCCUAUUACUCCGCACUCAACGAUAAAUUACAACUGUCUGCAAAAAGCUAUCUGCGAAAGCCUUGUCGCAAGAGCAUGCAGAGGCCCUUACAGUUUUUAGAAAGUUCUCAAGUUGAACCAGCUCCGAACUGGCCGUAGGACCAGCCCUAGGACCAGCACCUAGUUCAUGUUGGUGGAAAAGGGGCGUCUGAUCAUCUGGAUUACUGUCGCUACAGAUCUCCAACUUCUGUGGAUUGAAUAUUAAAUUUGUCUGCCAAACGAAAUGAGCUUAAUGUAUCCAGACCUUAAAGAAGAAAGACAUUAGAUAUGCAAAGUUUCCUCCUCCUUACCUCAAAUGUCAAACACCAUCAGCGAAGAUAUGUUUGUUUUCUGGUUUUCAGUUCCGCACUGCACCCAUCAGGCCGAAGUAGAUAACGAUCCCAGUAUCUGUGUCAAACCUGAUCCAGAUGUUCAGUCACGUCAGUGCAGUGGUUUAGGACACGGUGUGAAUUAUCUAUAAAGGAAAAAUUCACUGCUGAAUUCUGGAAACUACGGCAGCCAUUUUGCAAUCGUUCAGUUCACAAAGCCCUGUCUCGUAAAGUCUGGAUGUUAAAGUUGCAGGUUAAAACUUAAUUUUUUUUCCCUUUAUAAUUCUUCAGUUAAAGAAUGUGUAUGAAAAUUUGGACGUGUAUUUGUGGAAAAGAUUUGUGUCCAUUCUUCAAUAUACAGGAUUAACCUCAUAGCUUCAGGACAAAACACCAAACUUAUCACCCACCACGUCGAGCGCAUUUACAAGGAGGAAACUGAAAUUGGGUACAGGUCGACUUUUCAGUUUUUUGUUUUUUUGAGCACUCUCAACACGUUUUACUGUAUAUGACUGUUUAUUGUUUUUUUUUUAAACCAAGGACUCGUUUAUAUGUGUUUAACCCAUAUUUAUGCUUCGUCUCUAUUUUCUCAUACUUUCCCCUUCCCUUGUUGAAUUAUAUUCCAGCGAUCGUGUACAGAAGCGUAUUUUCUAUUUUUGAAAAGGGAAGGAAUUUUUAAAGGGAUGGACAAUCAGACGUGCAGUUUCCCUUUGAGACGUGGGAACGUAAUUUAAGCAAUAAUUCGUCGAGCUGAUCCAGUAGUCUAUGGUUUGUUUAACAUGACACACUGUUUACACACACACAUGCAUUUGUCCUGAAUACUCGCUCUGUCUGGUUUGUUAAUUUAACGAUGCAUACGCAGAGCCAACAUACACAAUAUACAAUACACGUUUCGUUAAAUUUAAUCACUAAUGAAGGAGAAAUAUUACAUAACGUCAGUGAAGUAUAAACGUACGACAAUCUGUUAGUGACAUUCAAUAUUUGGAUUAUUUCCUGUUCCAACCAACCAACCAACCAACCAACAAGCAGCCAUGUACCAUAUUACACGUUCAUAUUAUUUCAGAAUAGUUGCUUUUGAUAAUAAAGGGUUCACCAGUUCACAACAUUUGAUCAGAUCCUCCUCGACAUACUGUACAUCCCGGCUGUUUGAUUACUUAAUAAACAUGAAAUUCACCGUGGUGCCAUUUUCACGUCCUAAUAAUGAACAGAAUGUUUGUUUCAACUGCGAACAUCAUGGUGAAAUAAAGAUAU
Neoarius graeffei (lesser salmon catfish) is the source of this 4568-nucleotide messenger RNA. RefSeq names its product F-box and leucine-rich repeat protein 7 (gene fbxl7). Gene Ontology annotation, molecular function: protein binding. Gene Ontology annotation, biological process: SCF-dependent proteasomal ubiquitin-dependent protein catabolic process. The record is from RefSeq and is a predicted model, not a curated record. NCBI's taxonomy places the organism in Eukaryota, Metazoa, Chordata, Actinopteri, Siluriformes, Ariidae. Gene Ontology annotation, cellular component: SCF ubiquitin ligase complex. The transcript is spliced from 4 exons. Bases 363 to 1799 code for a protein of 478 amino acids.